Molecule: messenger RNA, 5729 nt
Organism: Lobosporangium transversale
Lineage: Eukaryota; Fungi; Mortierellomycota; Mortierellomycetes; Mortierellales; Mortierellaceae
Product: SNF2 family N-terminal domain-domain-containing protein
Exons: 8
Coding region: 355-5694 (1779 amino acids)
Biological process (GO): chromatin remodeling; regulation of gene expression
Cellular component (GO): chromatin; nucleus
Molecular function (GO): ATP hydrolysis activity; ATP-dependent chromatin remodeler activity; histone binding
Source: RefSeq, a predicted model, not a curated record
GGUGAAAUGGCAACCAUUGCAAAGAGUAAUGUCCUACUGGCUCUUUUUUUUUUUUUUUUGCGCGUCAUUCUAUCCUGUAUCAAGUGCUUGAUAUAAUUACUGCCCCAGUUCACAUUGUCCACUGUCAGACCCCUUUUUGACAGCAAUUUUAUACUCUACUUUCAGACACUCGCAUCCCAUCCAAACACCUGUGUUGAUUGAGGUCACAAUCCAUUCCACUCCUCGUCAGAGACUUAAAUUUACACGGCCACAACUCCUUAGACAUUUAGUGAACUCAUUUUAGAAAAUCUUAAUUCUUGUCUUGGACUUAAAGGUGCAUGAGCUCGUUAUUCGACUAAGAAUCUUAAGCAGAACAUGGAUCCUACCUUCAAUUACCAGGCACAUUUGCCCACAGGUCAGAUCCUAUUACAACAACAACAGCAGCAACAGCAACAUCCACAACAGCAGCCACUACAAAUCUCACAAGGGUUUAAUCCACUCCAUUCUUAUCAACAGCAAGCAUUUCAUGCACAGCAGUUUUCGUCGCCGCAGCAAGCUCUACAGCGGCUGGAUCUCCAUGCAGCUAAUCUCACACCUCAGCAACAAUUAUACUUUCAACAGCAGCAGCAACAAUACCAAUUUCAACAACAACAGCUAUACCUUCAACAGCAACCACAUCAACCGCAGCAACAGCAAUCGCAACAACAGCAACAUGGUUUUGGCUAUGCCUCACCAGCUCAAUUUAAUAGUCCGACAAUAGCCUUUAACCAACCUCUGUCAUUUGAUACAUCGGCAACAUCCUUUGGCAUAGAUCAAGGCCAUUUAACAUCACCAUCUUUAAGCCAAGCACAAAUAACCUCACCAUUAUUGGCCUCGACUCAGGCUCAAGUACAAUCACAGGCACUUACAAUGGCGCAGGCCCAGGAGUUGGCGCGACAGCAGGCCCAAAUUCAGGCUCAGGCACGAGCAGCUCAAGCUCAAGCUCAAGCACGGGUUCAAGCAGCGCAAGCAUUGCAAGUGCAGGCUUUAGCACAAGUACAAAUACAAGCACAAUCUCAAGCUCAGGCACAUGCUCAGUACUUAACCCAGGCCCAAACCAUGUUACACCAGCCACUGGUUGUGUCUCCUGGCCCUUAUAGCCAGGUCUCACCUCAGUUAGCGCAACAGACGUCGCCGCUAGGCGGCUCUGCUACGACCCCAAUUACCUCGCCAGUGACAACACCUCAACUUGCAGCAGCAGCGAUCGCAAAGCCUCAGCGACAACCAGCCAAUCGUGGGAAAGCAGCCAAAGCAUCAGGUACUGGCCGAAAACCAAGUGGACAGCUACAGCACCCACAGCAACAACGGCCUCCAGAAGAACAAACUCAACAACCUCAGGAGUUAGUCCAACCAAACCAUACACAGAUACAAGCACAGAACCAUGUACAGCAACAACAACAGCAGCAGCAACAGCAGCAGCAGCAGCAGCAACAACCACAGCAGGCACAACCACCGCUUGUACAACAGCAUCAAAGUUUCCAGCAACAAUAUUAUACACAAUAUAAACAACCCCACCAACCCCUACAGCAACAACAACAACAUCAGCAGGCUCAACAACAGAUACAACGUCAAUUGCAUAAGCAGCAAAAACAGCCAGCUGUCCAAAAAUCAUCUAGGGCCGCUGCACAGCGCAGCUCUGAUUCUGAAUCCGACUCUGACUCGUCGAGUUCAGACGAUGGAUCCUCAACUUCUUCCUCAGGAUCGUCAGGAUCAGAAUCAGAGUCAGAUCAGGAAUUUAAAGGGAAGACACCACCACCUGCCAAGAAGCCUACAGGAAGGAAAAAGACUGUAACCAAGACAAGCGGCAACAUAUCUCGAUGGGCUGUUCCCUAUGACCCUGUAUUAGUACCAAUGGGUAGUAAGACAUUAGAAAAGAUUUUAGCUUGGAGGAUGAAUAAUGGGGUUGAGGAACUCCUCAUCAAGUACAAGUUCUCAAGUUAUCUGCAUGUCGAGUGGGUGCCAAGGAAGCGGAUCGAGGAUGGUGAACAUCUGGGGAAAAACCGGGUCAAGAAGUUUAUGGAGAAAAAUGGAACUUAUACUGAUUAUGAGUAUUUCAAUCCUGCGCUUAUGAAGGUAGAUCGCAUUAUCGACGAAGGAGAGCUUACAACGGCGGACGGUGAAAUACAAAUCUUUUUCUUAGUUAAAUGGUGCAAUACACCAUAUGAUGGUUCAACAUGGGAGAAGCGUGAUGAGAUAUUGAAGCUAGAUGCGACCAAAGUUCACGAGUUUUAUGCGCGCAAGAUCAUUCCGGAUGCCAAUGCGGCGCGUCAAUUACCUCGUCCACCUAGAGGAGCAUUCCGUAAGCUGAAAGAAUCGCCUGUUUUCAAGCAUGGUAACCAGCUCCGGCAGUAUCAAAUGGAGGGCCUGAAUUGGCUUUUGGACUGUUGGUUCAAUGGACAAGCAUGUAUCAUGGCAGAUGAGAUGGGUCUGGGCAAGACAGUGCAGUCUGUGACAUUCUUGAAUGAGAUUCAUAGCACAUACCAUAUCCGAGGCCCCUUCUUGGUUAUUGCGCCGCUCUCAACUAUACCCCAUUGGCACCGUGAAUUUGAAGCAUGGACAGGAAUGAACGUGAUUGUAUUUCACGGGAAUAUACCCUCUAGAAAUUUAAUUGUCGAUACCGAGUAUUACUACAAAGAUGCUCAGGGGCAAAUCGUGCCUAAUCUUUACAAGUUUGAUGUUUUAAUCACGACCUACGAGAUGAUCGUUGCGGCUUCAUCCAUGUUGAAGCCUAUUGCAUGGAGAGCAAUCAUUGUGGAUGAAGCACACAGGUUGAAGAAUUCAGCAUCAAAAGUGUCAGAAAUCUUAAAGACGUAUAAUCUUGAGCACCGUGUGCUUUUAACGGGAACACCUUUACAAAACUCCUUGGACGAAUUGUUUGCACUACUGAACUUUCUGGAGCCAACACGCUUUGUUAAUGAGAAGGCCUUUUUGGCAGAAUAUGGAAAUCUGAAAACGGCGGCGGAGGUUGAUAGACUCCAGCAACUAUUGAAGCCUCUAAUGUUACGUCGUUUCAAAGAGGAUGUUGAAAAAUCCAUUCCAGUCAAAGAAGAAACAAUUAUAGAGGUUGAACUGACGACGACACAGAAAGCAUUUUAUAGAGCAAUCCUGGAAAAGAACUUUGGAUUCUUAAAAAAAGGUGGUGCGGCAGGACCUAGUCUUAUUAACAUUAUGAUGGAGCUACGCAAGUGCUGCAUCCAUCCUUAUCUGAUUUCUGGUGCAGAAGAUCGUAUCGUCGCCGAGAGGAAUGCCGUCACUCCUGAGGCCCAAUACCGAUGCUUGAUUGAAGCAUCUGGUAAGUUAGUCUUGAUUGAUAAACUACUCAAGAGACUGAAGGAGGGCGGACAUAAAGUGUUGAUCUUUUCACAAAUGACGCGCUGUCUUGACCUAUUGCAAGACUAUCUUCGUGGGCGUGGAUAUCCCUAUGAGCGUAUUGAUGGAUCUAUUCGAGGAGAUAUGCGUCAAGCAGCUAUUGACCGCUUCUCGACUACACCAGACUCGUUUGUUUUCUUGCUUUGCACUCGUGCUGGAGGCGUCGGUAUCAAUUUAACAGCAGCCGACACGGUUGUUAUCUUUGAUAGUGACUGGAAUCCUCAAAACGACCUACAGGCAACAGCCCGCUGCCAUCGCAUCGGCCAGACAAAACCAGUCCAGAUUUACCGACUCGUGACUAGGAAUACUUAUGAAAAAGAGAUGUUUGAUAGGGCUAGUAUCAAACUUGGGUUAGACAAAGCCGUGCUACAGAAGAUGGAUGUGAUGCCAAGUUCGGACGAUCUUUCCGACAUGCCCAAACCUCCAUCGUCCUUGAGCAAGAAGGAAGUGGAGGAGCUAUUAAAGAAAGGCGCGUAUGGAGCUCUUCUGGAUGAUGAUGAGACUAGUGCAAGGUUUUGUGAAGAGGAUAUCGACCAGAUUCUAGAGCGCCGCACUACCGUCAUUAAGCAUACUGGCAAUGAGAAAGGCUCCGUCUUUUCGAAGGCGACUUUUUCAUCGACGCCCAGUGGUGAAGAAGUAGACGUUAACGACCCGCAAUUUUGGGAUAAGUGGGCAGAGCGCGCCAACGUGGACAUCCAGGAUAUCACCACCAAAGACCAAUUAAUCCUAAAUGCUCCAAGAAGUCGCAGGCAAGUUCAGCGGUUCGGUAGGGGGCAGGGUGAUUCUGACUCAGAAGACAAAGAGUAUGUUUCAGAUCCCGAUUUUGAUGAUGGCAGAGAUCAAAAGGACUCGAAAGAGGCGAAUAAGAAGAGGGAGGCGCCUCGACCUUGGAGCAUGGCUGAAAAGUUGAUGUUUGAGCGGAAGCUUAUGAUCUAUGGCUAUGGUAAAUGGGACCAGAUGAGGAUCUUCUUCCCUCGACGUACAGAGAAGGACCUUAACGCUGUAGGCCAUUGCAUGGUACAACAGAUCCUUCGUGAUAUGGCCAUGGACACGGACGAAGAUCGUAAAUUGAUUGAGGAAAUCCAAGCCGUCUUGAUUGAGUGCGACAUAAGUUGUGGCUACGAGGGGCCUUCUAUUAAUGAUAUUCCAUAUGAGAGGGCAAGCAAGAAGGCAACCAUCGAGUUUAGGUCAUUUCUACUAGAGGCAACACAGGAUUAUAUCGAACACAUUCGUCGAAAGGGACGUAAUCUAGUUCUACGGGUGCAACUUAUUCAUACCAUCCGAAACCUUGUUCCACGCGACUGGGGCUUAGCAAAACAGAUGGUAAUCCCACACGUUUCAGGAGCACCACCUGCAACCUGGUGGGGUGAAAAUGAAGACAGAGACCUAAUGUUGGCUAUUAUCAAGUAUGGAUAUCUUGUGACAGAGGCACAAUAUGAAGCGGUUAGGAAUGAUCCAGAAUUCUGCUUCUAUGGCCGGCGAUACGACCUGAAUGCAAAUCGAGAUGCCAAUGAUGAUGAUGAUGGCGAGGAUGCCACACAACAAUCAAGGCAAACCAGUUACGGAGGCAGCGGUAGCAGCGAAGUUCUACCUUGGCCUUCCAAGUCCGACAUUGGCCUGCGCCUGCGACGCAUCCUCUCAGCACUUCAGCGUCAACAUCAAUUGGAGGUCCGUAAAUCUACAUUAGUGGAGAAGGACAAAACCAAGGAGAAACUGCGCCAGGACCGGCAGCGCCAACGGGAGGAAGCGGCACAGGAAAAGAAGCACCAGAAGGAGCUUGAGAUUGCCUCUCGGUGGACAAAGAAAGACAAAACGGAAUUCUAUAAAACUGUAGUUUCCUAUGGCGUCGUACGUACCCGUGGAGGAGUCUUACCCGGCUCCCCCACCCUAGGCACGCCAAAUAGUGCCCAGAGUGGAAGACCUCGAACUGGCUCAUCUGCUACUCAUGGUCGGCGUCAACAGCUUGUGCGCCAAACGCCUCUCGCUCAUGAUUGGGCUCGAUUCAAGGAACUCGCAGGAUUGGUCAAAAAGCCUAAUGAAGUAAUGGAGGAAUAUUAUGAACACUUUGUAAAAGCUUGCCAGCAAAUCGUUGAUAGAGGCAACAAUAGCGCGCCAAAUCCACAGAGCCGAGAGUCUAGCCUGCCAUCGACCCAACAAGCGAAUAUGGCAGAAGACGAGGAGGAAAAGGAGGACAGGGAUGAUGGAGAUGUGCUACCGCUUGACAGAGCUAGACGAGUGAUUAAACGCAUUGAGCUGAUGAACAUCAUCCGCGACGAGGUCUUAGCUAACCCUAGAGUAAGUCCCUGAAAGCGACACCUAUCUGUUUUUAUCAAUGAUAUGCC